This is a messenger RNA of Oryzias melastigma (Indian medaka), 1814 nucleotides long. Its product is annotated as cell wall protein IFF6-like. The coding region runs from base 690 to 1175 and encodes 161 amino acids. Lineage: Eukaryota; Metazoa; Chordata; Actinopteri; Beloniformes; Adrianichthyidae. The record is from RefSeq and is a predicted model, not a curated record. The transcript has 4 exons.
AAACAUAGAGUGGUUCACUCCAUUUAAUAGUUCCAACUUUCAUAUUUUUGAAUAUAAAUUCCUAAACCAAGUUGAUCACUAGGACAAAACAGUAUGAUCAAAGAUUCCCAAAUCUCUUAUUGAUUUUUUUUUCUCAGCUCCAACAAUUACAUUACAUAUAAUCAUAAUUAUUAUAUAAAAAGCUUAACCUCAAAUGCAAAAGGGGUUAAAACAAAUAUACACGUUUGUCUGAAGAUCCAGAACCCCUUAUUGUAAUAGUAAAAUUGGUCCAACACAAGAGGCCUUCAGCUCUCAUCUACUUCCUCAGCUGUUGGACAGGACAAAUUUAAAAAAACAUACACCGAUAUAUCCUUCUGACAAACAUAUAUCCACACAGCUGAGUUUUUCUUGUUUGAAGUGUCUAAAUACCUGUUUUUCACAGUUACAUAAGCUCCUCCCACUAUUUUUUUAGUAAGUGUUGGAUGUGACUCAAAAGUAAUUUGUUCCUUUGAUUCAUGUUUGAUUAUUUCUUCAUUAUGAAAUGUGGAGACAGAUGAUUUCAUUAAUUGUAGUUUUACAACAAUGUAAAAACUUAGUCAUCCAUCCAGCUACAGUAUAUAAGCGAAGCUCUGCAGCCACACCAUCAUUCCCACGACCAGCUGAGAAGCAGCCUGCUAAAGUUGUAAAGACGUGAUUGAGAUUGAUCAGCCAUGCUCAAAACAGUCCUCGUGCUUGGAUGCCUCCUGAGCGUCUCUCUGGCUCAGUUUCAUGGCAGGGGCCAUGGAGGACCUGGACGAUUUCCUCCCAACCUUCCCUUCAAUGGAGGCGAAGGGCAUUUUCAUCACCCUCCUGGACGACCCUUUGACAGACACAACUUGCUCCAGUACCUUCUGUCCAUCCUAGAGAAGCUUCAGCCGACAACUUCACCCAGCACUGAGCCUACUGUGUCUGAAUCUACCACCGACACAACAGUUGACACUACCACCAUGGCUGCUGAUACCACCGUUGCAGCUGACACCACAACCAUGGCUGCAGAUACCACAACCAUGGCUGCUGAUACCACAACCAUGGCUGCUGAUACCACCGUUGCAGCUGACACCACAACCAUGGCAGCUGACACCACAACCAUGGCUGCUGAUACCACCGUUGCAGCAGAUACCACGGUUGCAGCUGAUACCACCACCACUGGUCCCUGAGAUCUGAAAUCCUUCUCCUCAGUGAACAUCUAUUUCAUCAGUUUACAAUGGUUUUAAGAAACAUGACGGUGUAACUUUUUGUUCUCUGAAAAUUCUGCCUAAAUAAAAUAUUAAGCAAAAAAUGCACAGUUUGCAUGAGUUUGUCUAUAAGACACAAGUGAAAACGUUCAUGUUGAAUGCUUUUUUUUAAAGUGAAGAGUGCCAUAAAAAUCUAAAUUUAUAUAUAAGAAAUAUAUUAUAUAUGUGGUGUGAUAUAAGAUGGGUUAACUAGAACAAAUCUUAAAAGCUAAAAGCUGCCGUAAGGAGGGCUGGCCUUCCACUGAAUACAGCACUGAAGAAUUUACAGGUGUGUGCUGCCAACUAGUGGUCGCUUUUGGUUACUGCACCCCCAAAAGGAAGAGAACUUCAGUUCUCUCUUCAAUAGCUUUCUGUGCAUUUAAUGAAAAAAAAUAAAAUAAAAAGAUUGAUUUAAAUUAGUGUUCAAAAAAAGAUUUUCCUAAUUUUACUAUCUGACAUGUCUCUAGUAGCAUUUAAUACUUAAGAACUUUUUAGAAUGACAUUGUCAGGAUUCUGUGAUCUGGUUUUGUCAUGUUCUGUUUUCCCGUCAGUCUCACCAUGUUCAGGUCAAAUCAUCAACAG